Molecule: messenger RNA, 1506 nt
Organism: Balearica regulorum gibbericeps (East African grey crowned-crane)
Lineage: Eukaryota; Metazoa; Chordata; Aves; Gruiformes; Gruidae
Source: RefSeq, a predicted model, not a curated record
UGCUUGCAGUAUUUGGAUGUGUCCGUCCUGGGUGAGCUGGUUCCCCGGCUGUGUGAACUGAUCAAAAGUGGAGUAGGCCUUGGCACAAAGGGAGGCUGUGCGAGUGUAAUUGUGUCCUUAACCACACAGUGUCCUCAGGACUUAACACCUUAUUCAGGCAAACUUAUGAGUGCUUUACUUAGUGGCCUGACGGAUCGCAACAGCGUGGUACAGAAGUCUUUUGCCUUUGCUAUGGGGCAUCUAGUCCGGACUUCCCGGGACAGUAGCACUGAGAAGCUGCUACACAAACUCAGCAGUUGGUACAUGGAGAAGGAAGAGCCAGUUUACAGAACAGGCUGUGCUUUAACCGUGCAUGCUAUGGGACGCUACAGCCCAGAUGUCGUGAAGAACCAUGCCAAACAUGUGCUGCCAUUGGCUUUUCUUGGCAUGCAUGAGGUUCCCGAUGAAGAAAAAGGAGAGAAAGAGAAUUCUACUCUAUGGACUGAAGUUUGGCAGGAAAAUGUACCUGGUACUCAGGGUGGCAUCAGACUGUAUAUGCAGGAGUUGAUAGCCAUCACUCAGAAGGCUCUGCAGUCCCAGUCCUGGAAGAUGAAAGCCCAGGGAGCAGCUGCUAUGGCAUCGAUUGCCAAACAGACAGGCUCCCUUGUACCGCCGCAUCUGGGAAUAGUGCUCUCCGCACUGCUGCAAGGCCUGCCAGGGAGAACCUGGACUGGGAAGGAGGAGCUGUUAAAGGCCAUUGCCAGUGUCGUCUCUGCAUGCAAUGCAGAGCUGCAGAAUUCAGUGCCUGGCCAGCCCACCGUCAAUGAUAUUGUCCAGGCCGUCCUAAAAGAAUGUCGGAAAGAGAACCUAAAGUAUAAGAUGGCAGCACUGCGCUGUGCAGCUGGGGUGCUGCAGGCGACAAAGGAAGACCGGUUCCAGGAUCUGGCAGAUAUCAUCUUUCCCAUGAUAAAGAAGAACUCUCUUGAGAGCAUGGGCACAGGUUUACCAAAGCAUGAUGAAGAGGACGAGGACAUGAGGGAGAAAGAGGUGCAGAUGGAGUCCCUGAUCUGUGCCUUCGAGACCCUGGGCAAAGCCUGGCCGAGGAGCCUGGAGACACAGCGUUGCUAUCGCCAAGAAUUUUGCAAGUUAAUGUGUGACCGUCUGAAACUCAGCACAUGGAAAGUGCAGCUUGGAGUGCUACAAGCCAUGAAUGCCUACUUUCAAGGGCUAAUGCUGUUUGAUGAGGAGCACUCAGACCCUGUGGCUUUGACAGAAAUACUGUUGGAAACCUGUUCAUCUAUCACCCAUUCUUUAGAAAACAAAAGCUACACGUCCAUAAGAACAGAAGCUUUGUCUGUGAUACAACUGCUGCUCACCAAACUGCAAGAAGCUCAACAGUGGGAAAGCCUGACAUCAGAAAGCAGAGAGCGCCUCAUUCGUUCAUUGUCUACAAUGGCAUCAGAUAGCAGACCUGAGCUACAAGAGAAGGCAUUUAUAUUGAAGAAAACACUUGAAAGUCUUGACUAA